Messenger RNA from Papilio polytes (common Mormon), 1844 nucleotides. Its product is annotated as UDP-glucuronosyltransferase 2B7-like. The coding region runs from base 315 to 1844 and encodes 509 amino acids. Gene Ontology annotation, molecular function: UDP-glycosyltransferase activity. The transcript has 7 exons. Lineage: Eukaryota; Metazoa; Arthropoda; Insecta; Lepidoptera; Papilionidae. The record is from RefSeq and is a predicted model, not a curated record.
UUCAAGUAACGCCGCUGACAAAGUAACGUGUUAACUUAUUUAGUUCCUCGCAUUUUAGUAUUUAAUAUAUUAAUAUAGUGAUUAGCUUUUCCUUUUAAGUGUUACGUUUUAUAAGCUAUUUAAACUCACCAUCAUCCACUUUAUCCUACUCCUGUAGGGUCGGCACAACAGUGUUUUGUGUGUUUCUAUAUUACUGAGAUUCUAAAUACCAAGAAGUAUUUAGCUUUCGGGAAAGGAAGAGAGUUAGUUUUCAAGAUAAAGCUGCUGAUUUCAGUGUAUAACAACUAUACAACAUACAGUGAAAAGUAUAAACAAUGAAGUUUUGUGUGAUUUUGAUAAUUAUGACUAUCGUUGGUUUUGUUAAACCAGCCAAUAUUCUAUCAGUGUAUCCAUGUCCUUCAAUCAGUCACCAAGUUGUGUUCCGUCCAUUGACAUUAGAGUUACUUAAACGAGGACAUCGAAUGACAGUUAUCACUCCUGAUCCAAUGUACCCGAAAGGUGGACAUAAAAAUCUAACAGAAAUAGAUGUACAUGAUAUAUCAUAUUCAGUAAUUAAAAAAUAUUUAGCGUCACAUGUAACGGGAAGCAAAUCAGAUUUAAUUAAUCAAGUUAAAGGUAUAAUGGAUCUUAUUUCAAUCAGUUUCGAAGAACAAAUGAAAACAGAAGAAGUUCAAAACGUUAUCAAUAAUAAUAAUGAAACGUAUGACUUGAUAUUGAUUGAAGCAAUUUAUGUUCAGGCAUUGGCAAUAUCUCACGUAAUAAAAGCACCAACUAUAUUAAUAAGUUCUUUUGGAAUGUAUUUAGGUAUUCAUGAAUUAAUGGGAAUUCCAACACAUCCUAUUUUAUACCACAGUAUGUUCCGACAGAGGCUUUACAAUUUAACGUUAUUAGAAAAAGCAAAAGAAGUAUACAAUCAGAUUGUUAUUAAUUACGAAGUUAAAAUUAGAGAGGAAAAGGAAAAUGAAGUGCUCAAGAAUAUAUUUGGACCAGACACACCACCGAUAAGUGUUUUAAAAAAUUAUGUUGAUUUGUUGUUUGUAAAUUUGCAUCCUAUUUGGGAAGGUAAUCACCCAGUACCACCAAACGUUGUGUAUAUGGGUGGUUUGCAAGUACAAGCACGCACACCUAAAACUUUACCCCAGGAUCUCCAACAACUACUAGACAGUUCAGAAAAUGGUGUCAUAUACUUUAGUUUUGGUACAAAUGUAAAUCUUCAGACUUUACUGCCACCAGAAAAAAUACAAAUUUUCGAAAACGUGUUUUCUCAAUUACCAUACAAUGUAAUAUGGAGACGAGAUAACGAUCGCGUUGUUAUAAAAUCUGACAAUAUAAAAGUGUACCAAUGGGUACCGCAAGCGGAUUUAUUGAGACAUAGAAAUGUUAAAUUGUUCAUAACACAGGGAGGCUUGCAGUCUACUGACGAAGCGAUCAUAGCUGGUGUUCCUCUCCUUGGAGUACCAUUGCUAGCAGACCAGUGGUACAACGUCGAGAAAUAUAUCAAGCAUGGUAUUGGACAGAAAGUUGAUUUCGAAGAUAUUACAGAAUACAUGUUAAAAAAUGCGAUAUUAGAAGUAGCCGAAGGCGAAAAAUAUAAAAAAAACAUAGUCCGUCUCCGUUCACUGAUGGCCGAUCAACCGGAGGCGCCGCUGCAGCGAGCUAUCUGGUGGAUUGAUUACGUGCUGAGACACGGCGGUGCCAAGCACCUGAGAGCACCUAUUGCCAACAUUACCUGGACUGAGUUCCUGCAACUAGAUUUAAUUAUGUUCAUCGCUUUCGUCACGGUAUCAAUUCCUAUGCAUCGUGGCAAAAUUAUUGCUUACUUCUAUUUAAUAGGGUACACGUAA